This is a messenger RNA of Notothenia coriiceps (black rockcod), 3916 nucleotides long. It is a transcript of the gene prdm10, whose product is annotated as PR domain containing 10. Lineage: Eukaryota; Metazoa; Chordata; Actinopteri; Perciformes; Nototheniidae. The transcript has 16 exons. Gene Ontology annotation, cellular component: nucleus. The annotation marks the transcript as partial. Gene Ontology annotation, biological process: positive regulation of transcription by RNA polymerase II. The record is from RefSeq and is a predicted model, not a curated record.
GUGUGGUAUGCGGCGUCGUAUGCAGAGUUUGUCAAUGAGAAGAUCCACAAUGUUACAGAAGAAGAGAGAAAAGUGCUGAGGGAGCAGGAGAAGAACUGGCCCUGUUACGAGUGCAACCGGCGCUUUGUGAGCUCUGAACAGCUGCAGCAGCACCUCGACAUGCACGACGACAAGUCAAACUCUGUGACCAGAUCCAGAGGCCGGGGUCGAGGAAGAGGCAGGAGGAGAUUUGGGACAGGAAGAAGGCCGGGACGCCCGCCUAAAUUCAUACGUUUGGAUCCACCAGUAGACGGCGACAAGACAACAGAGAUUCUGGAAUUAACGGAGAAGCCUCUGGAGGAGCAAGUGGACGGAGCGCAGAACGGGCUGAAGGUGGUGGAGAUGGAGUCUGAGGCGGAGGCUGGGACUGAGGCAGAGGGCCAGAUGACACCUGGUGUGGGGGGGGCGGUCCCAGAGGCCAGCAGCCCCCCCAGCGGCACCGACCUGCCAGCUCCACUGAAGGAAGACCCGGCGCAGAGCAGCCAAUCAGACACCCACCUCACCUCUCAGGACAUGCGCCGUGCCAAGAAGAUACGGAUGGAUGUGCAGAAUGCAGCGCUGCAGCACCUUUUCAUCAGGAAGAGUUUCCGUCCCUUUAAAUGCACACACUGUGGCAAGGCCUUCCGGGACAAAGACAAGCUGGACCAGCACCUGCGGGUCCACGGCCGGGACGCUUUCGCCUUCUCCUGCCACUAUUGCAACAAGAGCUUCAUCAGCGACUCGGCGCUGGACGACCACAUGCUGCUGCACACGGAACAGCGCUCCUACUCCUGUCUCUUGUGUCCCGAAAUCUUUGAUAGGCUGGAAAUGCUCAAAGAGCACGUGAAAGAGCACGCAGUAAACGGCUGCUUCACCUGUCCGUCCUGCAAGAAAACCUUCCCCGACUUCAUCCAGGUGAAGAAGCAUAUCCGCUGCUUCCACUCAGAUCGGGUCUUUCAGUGUCAAGACUGUGAGAAGAUCUUCUGCCGGCCGGACAAGCUGCGCUUGCACAUGUUACGCCACUCUGACCGCAAGGACUUCCUGUGCUCAACAUGCGGCAAACAGUUCAAGAGGAAAGAUAAGCUGCGUGAGCACAUGCAUCGCAUGCACAACCCCGACAGAGAGGCCAAGAAGUCGGACCGCAUCCAUCGCUCCAAAACCCUGAAGCUCAAGGUGCCCACCACCGACUUCGAGAGCUUCAUGUUCAAAUGCAGAGUGUGCAUGAUGGGAUUCAGACGCAGAGGAAUGCUGGUCAAUCAUUUGUCCAAGCGUCACCCAGAGAUGCGUAUUGAUGACGUACCUGAGCUCACACUGCCAAUUAUCAAGCCCAACAGGGACUACUUCUGCCAGUACUGUGACAAGGUGUAUAAGAGUGCCAGUAAGAGGAAAGCACACAUCCUGAAGAACCACCCCGGGGCAGAGCUGCCUCCCAGCAUCCGGAAGCUUCGUCCCGCCGCUCCUGGAGAGCCGGACCCCAUGCUGAGCACACACACACAGCUGACCGGCACCAUCGCCACGGCACCGGUGUGUUGCCCGCACUGUGCCAAACAGUACAGCAGCAAGACUAAGAUGGUUCAGCACAUCAGGAAGAAGCAUCCAGAGUUCGCCCAAAUCGCCAACUCCAUCCAGGCUCCUCUCACUACAGCUGUCAUCAGCAGCACUCCUGCAGUCAUCAGUGCGGACGGAACCACAGCAGAGGCCGUAGUGACCACAGAUUUGCUGACCCAGGCCAUGACGGAGCUCUCUCAGACUCUGACCACAGACUACCGCACAGCGCAGGGAGACUACCAGAGGAUCCAGUACAUCCCAGUGUCUCAGGCGGGGGGGAACCUGUCGCAGCCGCAACACAUCCAGCUACAGGUGGUGCAGGUGGCUCCGGCUUCCUCCCCACAUUCCCAGCACCCGACAGUGGAUGUGAGCCAGCUGCACGACCCUCACGGCUACAGCCAGCACGCCAUCCAGGUUCAACACAUCCAGGUCAACGAGCCCUCAGGCGCCGGACAAGGGGCCGGACAGGUCAGCGGUCAGCCUCUCAGCCCCACCUCCCAGCAGCCCAGUCAGGAGCUGAGCCCCACCCAGCUGACCCCUGUGACCUUGGCUCAGAGCCACACCCUGCAGAGCAGCAGCAGCCAGCAGCAGCAGGGGGGGGCGGUGCAGCACGCAUACAUCCCCGGGAACUGGAACUACAGAGGCUACUCCUCUGAGAUCCAGAUGAUGGCUCUACCUCACGCCCAGUAUGUGAUAGCCGAGGCCAGCACACCUGUAUCCGGAGGCAACAGCAACCAGGUGAAAACGACACACUACGUCAUCUCUGAGGGUCAGACAGAGCUGGAGACAAAGCAGAACGUUCCUCAGAACACAACCCAGGCCCACGCUGAACAUCUGGAGCAGCAGCCGGCCCAUCAGCAAGCCACAACACAGUACAUCAUCACCACGACAACCAACGGCAGCGGUACUAGUGAAGUUCACAUCACAAAACCUUGAGCUGCACAGGGAUAAACUCUGCGAACUUGAUGAGUCCUGCAUGUAUACCUCAGCAGCUUGUAUGCUCAUACCUGAACACACAGUCAGAUGGAGACUUUUAUACAGAGGAGGAUGGACUGAUGAGCAGCACAGUUUUAUGUGUCUGUGAAGUGUUUAAUGAGCUGUGGAGAUGCAAGCUGCCAGAACUUUGGGAGGAAAUAAACUGAGAAAUGAAAAGGUUUGAUUUGAACAGAUGAUAUAAAGGACAGAAACUGAACUUGUUUUAAAUACACAGCCCUGGAGAAGAUUUUAAAAUGAAACUGCUGAAAACAGGAACCUAAAUGACAUUCAGUGUUCCUGUGCGCGAGGAUAAUAAACGCAACACGAAGUCCUUCUGUGUGACCUACUGGAGUUUGAAGUGGUGAAAUAGGUUUGUUGUUCGGUCCUUGCACAGAUUUGAGUGCCCAUUAAACAUAUUUGUACCAUUUAAAAAAAAUGUCAAGUAUUUGUAGAUGACAAUUAUGGAAGGAUAUACAGAACUGAAACAGUCCUGCGUUUGGCCUUACAUAACAGGUCAUUGUCAUUUUGCCCAACACACCAUCUGUUGUAUUGAGUGUACAACGUAAUGCUGUUAUCUGUGAUUUGUCUAUUAAUUUGUUUUUGGUAAAUGACUCUGAUAUCUGUUUUAUUUAAAUGCUGGAUUGUCCUUUUCCCCCAAAUAUCUUUUCACUUGUCAUGGUCACAACUACAACACUUAUAGUAAAUAUUCAAGAAGAUAUUAUUAUUGCUUUUCCAAGAAUAAGUACAUUUAGUUUUACAAAGCUCACAGGAUAAAAAAAAGAUAAUCAUCACAGAAAUAUGGCAAAAAUAAUGUAAGUACGUCCUGGAGAACACAAACACACCACUGCAGUAAGAAAAGUUGGAACACUGGAGGACAGAAACAGAUUUUCAGAUCUUUAGUUCACUUUCUUUUUCCUUACAGUUCUCCAUCGUUUCUUUGCAUUGAGGAUAACCAGAGCCACACAGCUGCCAGUGAACUUGGUCAUCUGUCCUAACGGGUGAACACAACUUUUUGUAGAAGCUUUUAGACAGACAAGUGAAAAAUAUUUGCGUUGCAGUUGUAAAAAAAUAGGGACAACUCAAUAAGUUGCAUUAUUUAAGGAUAGUAAAGGCCUAUUCCACUCUAUUAAUCUAUUCACCUACAAAAUAUUGUAAGCCGUUCACACACAAAUAUGUGAGGGAAUAAGUAUUGGAGAACACAGGCUAAAUGAACGGCCAUUGUAAAAGUUAUUUAUAUCCGUCUAUGACAAUAGGCCAUGCUGUACAAUUUAAAAAAACAAAAAAAAAAAAAAUAUUGCAGGAAUGUAAUUGGUUUGAUCAGGUAGAGCGACGAUUUUGACCAUGUGUUGAGAAAUUAAAUUAUUUUAUAUCUGUA